Messenger RNA from Nematocida homosporus, 1539 nucleotides. RefSeq lists its product as uncharacterized. The annotation marks the transcript as partial. Lineage: Eukaryota; Fungi; Microsporidia. Gene Ontology annotation, biological process: amino acid transmembrane transport. Gene Ontology annotation, molecular function: amino acid transmembrane transporter activity. The record is from RefSeq and is a predicted model, not a curated record. The transcript has a single exon.
AUGAAUAUGAAAUCCACUACUACUAGUUGCGUGAAAGUUUCUAUCAAGCAGGAGGAUAGUUCAAAUAAUAACGAAGAUACUUUGAAUAAAUUGUCGGGGUUUAAAGCAUAUGCAGUAGCAAUCUCUGCUAUCUUAGGAGCAGGGGUUCUGUACAUGCAUGCCGGAAUAUUUACUGGUGGCAUACUUGCCUGGGUUAUAGGAGUUGGAGUUUGUGCAUUAAGCUCGUUCUAUAUCUCACAAGCCGUUUAUCGCAAGAUGCGACAUAUUGAAGAAGAGAAAGCUAAAUGGGAGAAGGAGAAAGAAGCCCUCCGGGUUCAAAACUACUUUGCUCUUAACAAAACUCUUGAUACAACGGAUGAUAGCAAUGAAAAAAUGGCCGUGGAUUAUCCCGGUUUAAUUGGAACCGGUUCGCCGGUCAUUCAGAAGCUACUGAGCUUCUCUAUUGGGUUCCAGGGAGCAGCCUCGCUUAUUAUCUAUAUGGGAUUGUUGUUUAUUUGGUCGGCUGACAUUAUUAAGUUUCUUACGCCGGCCGAUUGGAUAGAUACAACUAAGCAAAAUGUCAUUAUUUAUGCAGUCUCAGGAUUGAUUGUACUAGUCUGUGGUAAACAUGCAAUAAAGCGGCCUGGAAAGGACAGUAAAGUCAUUACGACUUUAUCAGCUCUUUGCAUUGCAGUUUUAUUUGGGAUAGUCUUAUCUAUGCUUUUGCUUAUUAUUUUCAAUCCUAAUACUGCUAGUAAUACGCCUGAGACCUUUACUUCAGAGUCAGUAAAGGGUUUGGCUGCUGGAGUGCACUUCCCAAGCUUGAGUUUCAUAAGUGGAACGGCCUCAAUGUUGUUUGCCCUUUGCUCCCAUCAAAACAUUCCUAUCUACCAAUCUAAAAUGCAAGCUAAACGUAAACGAACCUUAGUAUCAGUGGCUUUUGGGGCUCUAGUGAUUAUGGGUCUCUUCUUUUUGGGAAUUGGAGCUAUUGGAUACUUUGUGGUGUACAACCCGGUUAAUGCCAGUAAUCCGUCCUACUCACCUAAAGAUAUCUUAAGUGAACUCAGCCAAAUACUCUCUGAUCCUUCCGGUUCCAAAGUCAAUAGCUCGUUACAAUCUAUCUUCAAAUGGUUAAUCGCUGGCAUUAAACUAUCUAUGUUCCCGGUGCUAAUCAAUGCUUUCAUGUGGCAGAGCAUAACAUAUCGAACCGUGCUUUUGAGCGCAUUAAAACGCCCGAUCAAGAAGCAUACUGGUCAAAGUGAUAAAAGCUCUGGUGUAAUAGUGACGGCUGGAAUUAUAAUUACAGCAAUUACAUUCCUUGUGGUCUUAUUGCCAAUCAACCUAAAUGACGUAAUUGUCAUUGUGGGUGGCGCAGCUACGUCAUUUAUCGUCCUAUUCGUUCCAGCCUAUCUUAUUAUAACUAAGAAAAUCAAAAAGUCAGAUAAGCUUGCUUGGUAUGAUUGGGUUGCAGCUGCUAUUCUUUUAUCGGCCUUUGUCGGUCUGUUUUCAUACGUUGUUAUAUAUGGAACAAUCGAGAAAGUAGUUGCUGCUACUAAUGUG